CAUUAACUCUGUUUGCUUCUGCUACUGUUGUCACCCAUGCGUUCAUUCCAAGCCAUUGUUCCAUGCACGUUUUUCAUGCCACAUCAGCGGUAACAGCAGAUACAACCAAACAAAGCCCUGAUUAUUGCUGCUCAGCAGUGUGAAAGGAGCACCUCUUGUCUCCGGCGUGGCUCGCCUACAGCGCCGUUGACAGACCUCACCGAAAAUGUAGAGAACACAACCUCAGGGGUUAUUUGGCCUGACACGAGGUGAACCCUGCUAGGUGAAGCAGCUCCAAACAUCUUUCUUGUCUUUGGGAGUCCCGCCGCCAACCAUGAGGAGGUGCUGUCACGUCUUGCCUCUCGCCGUGCUCGCCGCUAUGCUGCUCUCUCAGGUCUGCUCUGGCAUCAAAUGGCUAGCACUAUCGCACACCCCCAAGACGUUACCCAUCAACCAGACCCAACAUUGUAAGCUUCUGCCCGGCCUGGUGUCCUCCCAAGCUCAGCUGUGCCGCAGCAACAUGGAGCUCAUGCAAACCAUCAUCCAAGCAGCCCGCGACGUCAAGAAAACUUGUCAAAAGACCUUCGCUGAUAUGCGCUGGAACUGCUCCUCCAUUGAAAUUCCCGUCGACGCCUCAAAGUAUCGUCCGGACCUCGACCGAGGAACUAGGGAAACAGCGUUUGUGUAUGCCUUGUCUGCUGCUACCAUCAGCCAUACCAUCGCCAGGGCCUGCACAUCUGGAGAUUUGCGACUGUGCUCGUGCGGUCCCAUUCCAGCUGAGAUUCCAGAGCCCGGCUAUCGCUGGGGGGGCUGCGCUGAUAACCUACAUUAUGGUUUAAUAAUGGGCUCCAAGUUUGCGGACGCUCCCAUGAAGAUGAAACGUGCAGGCUCUCAUGCCAACAAACUGAUGCACCUUCACAAUAGUGAAGUGGGGAGACAGGCACUGAGGGAGGCGCUGGUGAUGAAGUGUAAAUGUCAUGGCGUAUCCGGUUCCUGCUCCAUCAGGACCUGCUGGAGAGGCCUUCAGGACCUGAGAGAGAUCGCCAUGGACCUGAAGACUAAGUACCUGUCAGCGACAAAGGUGGUGCACCGACCCAUGGGGACACGCAAGCAGUUGGUGCCCAAAGACAUUGACAUCAGGCCUGUGAAAGAGAACGAACUUGUCUACCUGCAGAGCUCCCCAGACUUCUGCAGCAAGAGUGAAAAGCAGGGUUCUGUUGGCACGCAGGACAGGCAGUGCAACAAAACCUCGGCGGGCAGCGACAGCUGUGACCUGAUGUGCUGCGGCCGCGGCUACAACCCGUACAGCGAGAAGCUGGUGGAGCGCUGCCACUGCAAGUACCACUGGUGCUGCUACGUCACCUGCAGGAAGUGCGAGAGGAUGGUGGAGAGAUACGUCUGCAAAUGAGUCCCCCAUCCCCCUCCACCCCACCACCCCACCGAGUCGCAGAAGAACCAAAGAUAACCAGAAGGCAAAGCAGUCUUCAGCUUUUGCAUGUGACGUGGUCUAGUCAUCACUUUAGUAUCCAAGCUGUCUGGUUUCUGCCGGACAUGGACUGUGACGACAGUUUAUGUGAAGACCGCAGUCCUCCUGGGUAGUUACUUUCUCUUGUUAAUGACCAUGAAUUCCCCCCAACGGGGAUGAGGGAAGUCUCUUAUAUUGUAGCGCUAAUAAAAAAAGUAAUAAUAUUGGAUUUUUAUGCUGGAGGAGAAAGAUGGUCUCUCUUCUCGACUGAGACUUAUGUUUGGCUUCAUUCCACACAAAUGGAAGGGAUUUGUUGGACUCGUGGGACUUUUUUUUUUUUUUUAGGUACAGUUGACACUUUUUCCUUCCGCAUGAAAGGACAAGGGAGGAAAAGGAAACAUAAAGGGAACUUGGAGUACUUGGGACUGUCACGUCGUCCUGCAUGACUUCAUCCCUGUGGACUGAAAGGACUUGCAGAUUGAUUGUCCUUGACCUUUGACCUGCAGCCAUCAAAUUGUAUUCUAUUUUUAGAGCAUAUGAACGAAUGGAUUUUGUAAACCACUUUUGUGUGGAUGUACAUACUCGUAUUUUGUAUACUGGAAUAAAGAUAAGUAUUUAUGAAAUGA
Molecule: messenger RNA, 2070 nt
Organism: Nerophis lumbriciformis (worm pipefish)
Lineage: Eukaryota; Metazoa; Chordata; Actinopteri; Syngnathiformes; Syngnathidae
Source: RefSeq, a predicted model, not a curated record